GCAGCCAACAGCCAAGGCUCAUCCACCGGUGUCAUGGCUUCCUAACAGUCGUGGGGGACUGAAUGAGAGCAAAAACAAGCCCGCUUGUCUCCAAGGCCCCGACGCGGUAUAACCAUUUUCCCACUGAACCGAGGAGGGGGGGCCUCGCUCGCCCAGGAUAGAUUGUUUUUUCAUUAUUUGUCAAAAUCUGAGCGUUCAACUCCCUCCGACGUUUGAAGGCAGCACCGCGGUGGUGGAAGAUGGCCGACCCGGCGGAGUGCACCAUCAAAGUGAUGUGCCGUUUUAGGCCUCUCAACAGCUCCGAGGUGACCAGAGGAGACCGAUACAUUCCCAAAUUCCAAGGGGAAGAAACCGUUAUCAUCUCGAACAAACCGUACAUGUUUGACCGAGUCUUUCAGUCCAGCACAACACAGGAGCAAGUGUACAAUGCCUGUGCCCAAAAAAUCGUCAAAGAUGUUCUUGAAGGAUACAACGGGACAAUUUUUGCAUACGGCCAGACGUCCUCUGGGAAAACACACACCAUGGAGGGGAAUCUCCACGACACAGACUCCAUGGGCAUUAUCCCCAGGAUAGUGCAGGACAUCUUCAACUACAUCUACUCCAUGGAUGAGAACCUGGAGUUUCAUAUCAAAGUUUCCUAUUUUGAAAUUUACUUAGACAAGAUCCGGGACCUGUUGGAUGUGUCAAAGACCAAUCUUUCAGUGCACGAAGACAAAAACAGAGUACCCUACGUGAAGGGCUGCACCGAGCGCUUUGUCUGCAGUCCAGAUGAGGUCAUGGACACCAUCGACGAAGGAAAAUCCAACAGACACGUAGCAGUCACAAACAUGAACGAGCACAGCUCCAGGAGUCAUAGCAUCUUCCUGAUCAACGUCAAGCAGGAGAACACCCAAACGGAGCAGAAGUUGAGUGGGAAACUGUACCUGGUGGAUCUGGCUGGUAGUGAAAAGGUCAGCAAAACAGGAGCAGAGGGAGCCGUAUUGGACGAAGCCAAGAACAUCAAUAAGUCGCUGUCGUCCCUCGGGAACGUCAUCUCCGCUCUGGCUGAAGGAACAGCCUACAUCCCAUACCGAGACAGCAAGAUGACUCGUAUCCUUCAGGACUCGCUGGGCGGCAACUGUCGCACCACCAUAGUCAUCUGCUGCUCGCCCUCCUCCUACAACGAGGCCGAAACCAAAUCAACCCUCAUGUUCGGUCAAAGAGCAAAGACCAUCAAAAACACAGUGACUGUCAACGUUGAGCUGACGGCGGAACAGUGGAAGCAGAAGUACGAGAGGGAGAAGGAAAAGAAUAAGACCCUGAGGAACACCGUCACCUGGUUGGAGAAUGAGCUCAAUCGCUGGAGGAAUGGCGAGAGUGUGCCGGUGGAGGAGCAGUUUGACAAGGAGAAGGCCAACGCCGAGGUGUUGGCACUGGACAACAUCCUCAAUGACAAGCCGGCGUCCACACCCAACGUGCCCGGCGUGCGUCUCACCGACGUGGAAAAGGACAAGUGUGAGGCCGAGCUGUCCAAGCUGUACAAGCAGCUGGAUGACAAGGAUGAAGAAAUCAACCAGCAGAGCCAGCUGGCCGAGAAGCUGAAGCAGCAGAUGUUGGACCAGGAGGAGCUGCUGGUAUCGUCACGUCGCGACCACGAGAAUCUCCAGGCCGAGCUCAACCGCCUGCAGGCGGAGAAUGAGGCCUCCAAGGAGGAGGUGAAAGAGGUACUGCAGGCUCUGGAGGAGUUGGCGGUCAACUAUGACCAGAAGAGCCAGGAGGUGGAGGACAAGACCAAGGAGUUUGAGGUCAUCAGCGAGGAGCUGAGCCAGAAAUCGUCUAUGCUGUCAUCUGUGGACUCUGAGCUCCAGAAGCUGAAGGAGAUGUCCAACCACCAGAAAAAGAGGGUUACAGAGAUGAUGUCAUCACUUCUCAAAGACCUGGCAGAGAUUGGCAUUGCCGUGGGCAGCAACGACAUGAAGCAUGAGGGUGGCAGCGGUCUGAUCGACGAGGAUUUCACGGUAGCGCGUCUGUACAUCAGCAAGAUGAAGUCAGAGGUGAAGAGCAUGGUGAAGCGCUGCAAACAGCUGGAGGGCACCCAGUCAGAAAGCAACCAGAAGAUCGACGAGAACGAGAAGGAACUGGCCGCCUGCCAGUUGCGCAUCUCGCAGCACGAGGCCAAGAUCAAGUCCUUGACGGAGUACCUGCAGAACGUGGAGCACAAGAAGAGACAGCUGGAGGAGAAUGUGGACUCUCUCAACGAGGAGCUGGUCAAACUCAGUGCUCAGGAGAAAGUCCACGCCAUGGAGAAGGAGAACGAGAUCCAGACCGCCAACGAAGUCAAGGUGCGUGGCUCUGCUCUUGUCAGUCACCUCCGUUCUCCCCAAUUAUCCCCUAAAAAAGUGACAUUUGUUGUGUCACAGGAAGCCGUCGAGAAGCAGAUCCACUCUCAUCGCGAGGCUCACCAGAAACAGAUUAGCAGCCUGAGGGACGAGCUGGACAACAAGGAGAAGCUCAUUACUGAGCUGCAGGACUUGAACCAGAAGAUCAUGCUGGAGCAGGAGAGGCUGCGAGUAGAGCAUGAGAAACUCAAGUCCACCGACCAGGACAAGAGCCGCAAGCUGCACGAGCUCACGGUGAUGCAGGACAGGCGGGAGCAGGCCAGGCAGGACCUGAAGGGUCUGGAGGAGACAGUGGCAAAAGAACUGCAGACUCUGCACAACCUGAGGAAGCUCUUUGUCCAGGAUUUGGCCACACGAGUGAAAAAGAGUGCAGAGAUGGACUCUGAUGACACUGGGGGCAGCGCGGCCCAGAAACAGAAAAUAUCCUUUCUUGAAAACAAUCUUGAGCAGCUCACCAAGGUUCACAAACAGCUGGUACGUGACAAUGCAGACCUUCGGUGUGAGCUUCCGAAACUGGAGAAGCGCCUUCGUGCUACGGCUGAACGGGUCAAGGCCCUUGAGUCUGCACUGAAGGAAGCUAAGGAGAACGCCGCCCGCGACCGCAAGCGCUACCAGCAGGAGGUGGAUCGUAUCAAGGAAGCCGUCAGGGCCAAGAACAUGGCCAGGCGGGGACACUCGGCGCAGAUAGCUAAGCCCAUCCGACCCGGGCAGCAGCCGGUGGCGUCCCCCACCCACCCCAACAUCAACCGCAGCGGGGGAGGUUUCUACCAGAACAGCCAGACUGUGUCCAUCAGGGGUGGCGGUUCCGCCAAGACUGACAAGAAUUGAAGCGAGCAGGAAAAACAAAGGAUGGCACCACAGAAGAAGAAGCUGAUAUCAUUCAACAUCCCCCCCUCUCCUCUACUCCCAUUCACGCCCCCUCUUGGCUCUGUCAUUCCAUUACAGCUUCACAGCCGCCCAGGAGUGAGUGUGCAGACUAUAAAUAUAUAUAAAUAUAAAUAUUCCUGGCUGUACAGCUCUGAACCGCUUACAUACCUAUCACCAUAAAAAAAAAGAAGCGACAGAUUGAGUUAACAACACGAGCUACUAAAAAUAAUAGAGAUAUCCAAACAACCAGUCUUGAAAAGCCGCAGCACCCUUGGCCAGCAAAAGCUGCACGCGACUUGAAUGUGUAGCUUUCGUUUUUCUUUUCUUUUUUUGCACUUGUCUGUCGUUGUGCGAGUAGUUGUGCACUGCAGCCCCACCAUCCCAAGGUGAAUGUAACACUAAUAUAAGUAAUAAAAGACAAAAAAAAGGAGCGAUCCUACAGCCAGACGUAGCUUUGUAGGCGAAAUCGAGCUCUGUACAUUUACACUUUAGCAGCACACUUUCUCAAUGUAGAUUCUUUAAAAUGAUGACGUCACUAUAUACGUAUGUAUGUGUGUGUGUGUGUGUGUGUAUGUAUAUAUAUAUAUAUAUA
Molecule: messenger RNA, 3837 nt
Organism: Phycodurus eques (leafy seadragon)
Lineage: Eukaryota; Metazoa; Chordata; Actinopteri; Syngnathiformes; Syngnathidae
Product: kinesin-1 heavy chain
Exons: 25
Coding region: 240-3206 (988 amino acids)
Biological process (GO): microtubule-based movement
Molecular function (GO): microtubule motor activity; ATP binding; microtubule binding
Source: RefSeq, a predicted model, not a curated record